AAUUCAUCAACUCACCAAAAAAGUGAAACAAAAAAGCUAUAUAUUGGUAUCCAAUUGAAACCUCACAUUAUAAUAUUUUUUGAGAAAUUGUUAAUAAUGGAGGAGAGAGGAGAUAUGAAACUUCUAGGCACAAAAGAAAGUCUAUUUACUCAAAGAAUAGUGUGGGCACUUAAGCUAAAAGGUAUUGACUAUGCAUUUAUAGAGCAGGAUUUAUCUAGCAGGAAUAGUCCAUUGUUUGUGGAACUUAAUCCAGUGUAUAAGAAGGUGCCUGUUAUUGUUCAUGCUGGAAAAUCAUUGUGUGAGUCACUUGUUAUUCUUGAGUACAUUGAAGAGACAUGGCCAUAUAAUCCUCUUUUCCCUAUUGAUCCUUUUCAAAGAGCUUCUGCUCGUUUUUGGGCUCGAUUCAUCGAUGGCGAGUUCUAUGAAGCAGCCAAGAAGGCAUUUUUCUCCUCUGGAGAAGCCAAAGCAGAGGGGGUUGAAUCAGUGGAAGAGGGAUUACGUCUCCUUGAAGGGCAGAUAAUUGGGAAAAAGUUUUUUGGUGGGGAGAAAAUAGGGUACCUUCACAUAGUAGCUGGUUGGAUUUCUUACUGGUUCCAAUAUAUACAAGAAGUUGGUGAAUUCAAAGCAAUGGAUUCAAGAAAAUAUCCUUGUCUACAUGCAUGGAUCAACAAUUUUAUUCAAGUCCCUAUUAUUCAACAAAGUCUUGCUAAGCCUGAUGAUGUCAAAGCUGUUUUCGGGGGAUUUAAAGAUGCUGCAGCCUUGGCUGGUGCAAAUUGAAAAGAUUUAAGAGGUGUUUGAUACGAUGAAAGUUACUAUUUUCUUAAAAAAUGUUUAGAUGCAAAAGUAUCCAAUUGGUAUAUUUUUCGAGUUGUAUAAAUGUCCAAUAGAAAUAAGUUUGAGUUCUAAUGUCAAAGUGAAAGAUGCGGACAAGUUUGGGGGCCGCUUAUGACUUAAACAUAUUAUAAUAGAUGAAAUUUUAAUAUUUCAACGCGA
Capsicum annuum is the source of this 993-nucleotide messenger RNA. RefSeq names its product probable glutathione S-transferase. Gene Ontology annotation, molecular function: glutathione transferase activity. Gene Ontology annotation, biological process: glutathione metabolic process. Bases 97 to 777 code for a protein of 226 amino acids. The transcript has 2 exons. Lineage: Eukaryota; Viridiplantae; Streptophyta; Magnoliopsida; Solanales; Solanaceae. The record is from RefSeq and is a predicted model, not a curated record. Gene Ontology annotation, cellular component: cytoplasm.